GAUAGUAAAAUGGUCGCUAGUUUAUGAAAGCAAAAAAUUCGAUAUACAAUAUACGCAUAUUGAUGGACUCUUUAGCUCUACUAUCUUUUCGUUGUAAAAUUUUCAAAAGUUAUACCAUGUCAAGUUGGCGAUGUUACACCAAAGCUGAACUUUUGGCUAUUAUGUGCGUUGGAAUGGCGAUACGUUCAAUAAUUUCGUUGCAUCCAUUUUCUGGUUUUGGUGUGCCACCAAUGUUUGGCGAUUAUGAAGCGCAACGUCAUUGGCAGGAGGUUACAAUACAUUUGAAUAUUAACCAAUGGUACAGAAAUGGCACCCACAAUGACCUACUCUAUUGGGGCCUUGAUUACCCUCCUUUAACUGCCUACCAUAGUUAUUUAAUGGGAAAAGUAGCUCAAUCGCUGGAUCCACGUUUUAUUGCGCUACACACAAGCCGAGGUUUUGAGUCUAAAGAACACAAAAGCUUCAUGCGUUUAACUGUUCUCGCAGCAGACUUUCUAAUCUACUUGCCAGCAAUUUUAUCUAUGUGUAUCUGUAUUGACAGCUCUUACACAAGUAAACUUUCUCAAAUCAUAUUUACAUUGACGAUGAUAUAUCCAGGGCAAAUUCUCAUUGAUAAUGGCCAUUUUCAGUAUAAUAAUAUAUCACUUGGCAUGGCUGCUUUAGCAAUUGCUGCUGCUUUGCGAGAGAAGUAUUCUUUGACGGCUUUUUUCUUUACACUAGCUUUAAACUACAAACAAAUGGAACUUUAUCACAGCCUACCUUUCUUUGUGUUUAUUUUGGGCUCCUGUCUGGCACAACGCAGCUUUUUAUCGUUUGCAAUUAAAUUUAUACUAAUUGCAACAAUUGUUCUAUCGACAUUUGGACUUCUUUGGCACCCUUGGCUACGAUCAUUAAAAGACUUCAUGGAAGUUAUCAGUCGCCUUUUUCCAGUUAAUCGGGGAGUAUUUGAAGACAAAGUUGCCAGCUUUUGGUGUUCAAUGAACAUUAUUUUUAAAUUAAAAAAAUAUUUUUCAAAUCAUCAUAUGGCGUUAAUUUGUUUGGGUACUACACUUUUUGCUUCGCUACCUACAAAUUUGGCAGUUCUUCACCGAAGAAGCCAGCUUGGAUUCUUACUAUCUCUAUUUAAUACUGCUGCUAGUUUCUUCUUAUUCUCAUAUCAAGUACAUGAAAAAACAGUUUUGCUGAUUACAUUGCCAGCACUAUGUUUAUUAAAAUGGUGGCCAAAUGAAAUGUUUUUGUUUCUCGAGGUGUCGGCUUUUAGCAUGCUACCACUUUUAGCUAAAGACAAAUUAUUAGCACCGUCAUUAGCGACUAUUAUUAUUUUCCAUUUAACAUUUAAAUGCAUUCGCUUUCAGCAUAAUAGCAGUUAUAUAUAUUCGUAUUAUUUAAAACGCGUUUUAAAUAUUUCUGAAAUUGUUUUAAGUUUUGUUGCAUGUAGUUAUGUAUUUUUUAGUCCUCCGCUUAAAUAUCCAGACUUUUGGGCUUCAAUUAUUUCGUUCAUAAGCUCCGUUUAUUUUUUUUUGUUUUUAAUAUGGGGAAAUAUAAAGCACCACAAUAGGUAUAAUAAAUAAACACUGAUAUAUAAAUAAAAGUUUGCAAAUUAAUGUGUAACAAUUAA
This is a messenger RNA of Drosophila willistoni, 1618 nucleotides long. It is a transcript of the gene gny, whose product is annotated as probable dolichyl pyrophosphate Man9GlcNAc2 alpha-1,3-glucosyltransferase. NCBI's taxonomy places the organism in Eukaryota, Metazoa, Arthropoda, Insecta, Diptera, Drosophilidae. Gene Ontology annotation, biological process: protein N-linked glycosylation. Gene Ontology annotation, molecular function: dolichyl pyrophosphate Man9GlcNAc2 alpha-1,3-glucosyltransferase activity. The record is from RefSeq and is a predicted model, not a curated record. Gene Ontology annotation, cellular component: endoplasmic reticulum membrane. Bases 24 to 1571 code for a protein of 515 amino acids. The transcript has 4 exons.